Pediculus humanus corporis (human body louse) is the source of this 1617-nucleotide messenger RNA. RefSeq lists its product as uncharacterized. Gene Ontology annotation, cellular component: cytoplasm; nucleus. The transcript has 8 exons. Lineage: Eukaryota; Metazoa; Arthropoda; Insecta; Psocodea; Pediculidae. The coding region runs from base 1 to 1617 and encodes 538 amino acids. The record is from RefSeq and is a predicted model, not a curated record.
AUGAUUUGUGUCUUUGUUGUUUAUUUUAUUCAUAAAAUUUUUUUUAAUUUUAAGGUUUUGACUGCCAAUAUAGGGAUUUUAUUAGAUUUAUACGGUGUCGAAAAAGGUUUGGAUCAUUAUAGGAGUACGAAUACUUUAAAUUUUGAACAUUUUAAAUAUUACUUACAAAAUGAGGUUUUUUGCAAUGUGCCUAAUAAUCUCACUCUUAAAGAAAUGCAAGAAUUGGAAGGAAAAAUUGAAGAAGUCUGUUGGUUAGUCUGCAGAAAGCAUUAUUUGAAUAAAGAAAAUCAUAGACUUUCAGAAUCGUCCAUGUAUCAUUUAUUUAGAAUAUUUUGCUUCUUAUCCGAUUUAAUACCUGUAGAAAAUAAUCGUUUUCAGGUAUUGAUGCAUUCGAGUGAAAUAGCUAGAUUGGCAUCGGAUUUAGCAUGUUUAUUGGGAUUGGAAUGGGGUCUUGAUGACAUUGAAGCUUUAAAUUCUAUGGAUGAUUCUUUUCAAUUUUCUCUUUUUCUCGCCUUUUUCGAAGGGAAAUUUGGAUCCGUGGUCGAAUGUGAGCCUCUCAAAGAAGGAAUUAGCGAAUUGUAUCACACAUUAAUCGGUGACAUUAUAAAAAAAGGAAAUUUAUUUAAGAAAGGUUAUCUAUUGCCCACAUUUAGAGAAUAUUGGUUUGUUCUUCAAACAACCGAACUGAGCUAUUAUAAAACGAGAGAUGAAAAAGAUCCCUGCGGUUGCAUAGCAUUAUGUUCGGAAUCAAGAGUGGAUCCUUCUCCUUAUUCUGGUAAAGAUAAAUUACACAGAAUAUUAAUUCAUAGCAUGGAGAGAACUUUUGAAUUAGCCACAAUAGAUCACAAAACUAGAUUGCAGUGGAUUUCAGCUAUACAGUUGGCAAUUAAUAAUUCGGGUGGAAAUGAAAGUUACCAAAGAAUACAAGCGAUGAGAAGACGAGCACAAAGGAUUGCAGGAACUUUGAAAAUCGAAGAAGAAGUUUCAAGGCAAAACAGUCAAAUAAAAGAAAUGGAAUCAACAAAACAAAAACUCAAAGAAGAAAUAGAGGCUAGAGUAGCAGCCGAUCAAAAAGCCAAAGAAUUACAAGAUUCGCUUGAAGAACAACAAAAGAGAGCAAAAGAAUUAAUUGCCAUACGUAAUAAACUUGAAAAAUUAUUGGAAGAAGAAACACAGUCGAAAAGAGACGAAGAAAUCGUAAGAAAUUUACAAGCUCGAGUACUGAGAGAAGAAUGGGAAAAACGUGAAGAAUUGGAAAGACUGCAAGACGAACAGAAAAAAAUGCUCGAAGAGGAAAGGGAAAAAAGAGUGGAAUUUGAAAGGUUGCAACGUGAAAAAGAAGAACAAUUGAAAGAUGCACAAAUUCGACUUCAAGCAUUAGAAGAAGAGAGACAAGCUUUAGAUCAAGAAUUAAAUGCGGCUAGAGAAAAAAUUCUCUCGUCUGAAAGAUCGAAAGAAAUAUUAGAAGCUCAAAUCAGGGUCAUAGGUUCGCAUAUAAGAGACACUGAUAGAUUUAGAAGAGCAAUGUCUUUUGUAGACACGGUGAAAAAUCAACAAUUUUUCGAAUCGCAAUUAUUACCAUUGAAAAAAACAAAUACCAAUCAAAAUAAUAAUUAA